This is a messenger RNA of Echinostoma caproni, 711 nucleotides long. NCBI's taxonomy places the organism in Eukaryota, Metazoa, Platyhelminthes, Trematoda, Plagiorchiida, Echinostomatidae. The record is from the annotation of a GenBank genome assembly.
AUGGAAUCGUUGGUUGAAGGGGUCGCAUUUCGUCGGCAACUCGUUCACAUUCGCCGCGCUUUAUUCCCACGACGUGUCCAUCGAAAAGAUUACGAACGAAUUCGUGAAGAAAUCGACCGACUUGCCGGUUCUUGGCCACCUUUGAUUCGAUCAGCUAGUGUCCAGGCCCUUCCGAAAGAACUUUUUCAAGAUACAGAUGUGGCACCGACCGUGUCCAAGCCACCCGGUCGUCCGCGCAAACGGAACGUUUCUGGGGUGUCCACGGAGACUGAAGAUGAAGAGCUAUUACCUCAGGAUCCUUUGACCGAUGCAGUUGUAUUUCGUGUACCCUUGGCUGGUUCUACUGCUUCUCCUUCUCAGCCAGCCGUAUCGCCUCACCCACAAGGAUCAACCGACAGAAACAUGUCGGUACGACGAAGACGACACUCCUUUGAUUCGGGUGAUUUUUACAUGCUGCAACAACGCUACCCACCAAUAGCUGAGUCUGCGCACGAGAACCACAUGGGUAAUUUUCCGAAUGAUUCGACUGCACCGCCGAAAUUCCUCGACAUACCCGAACUCAUGUUUCGUAAGCAGACCCAAGGUGAUGCGUCCGUACCGUGCCCGCGGGCACGUGCUGCGCGCAAACGGUACCAGAGCAGUGGUCCCCGAAGUGAACCCCUCUAUGCUCAAACCGGGCAUCGUACGGGUCCCAAUCGAGUGAUGCAAUGA